Oxyura jamaicensis (ruddy duck) is the source of this 1784-nucleotide messenger RNA. It is a transcript of the gene ASPHD2, whose product is annotated as aspartate beta-hydroxylase domain containing 2. NCBI's taxonomy places the organism in Eukaryota, Metazoa, Chordata, Aves, Anseriformes, Anatidae. The record is from RefSeq and is a predicted model, not a curated record. Bases 199 to 1302 code for a protein of 367 amino acids. The transcript is spliced from 3 exons.
UCCUCCCCGGUGCUGCAUUUCAGGAUGAUCCGCCCAGGAGCGCAGGCAGGGACCCUGCGGGCACGUGGCUGCUGACACCGUGGCUCUGGCAGCCCCCGGCCGCCCACCUCCCCGCGAGCUGCCAGCGGCCGCUGCCCAUGCGGAGGUGCCGGGCGCGCUGGGGACAGCCGCAGCUCCGCUCCCCCAUGGCAGACCUGCAUGGUGUGGGUGCCCCUGAGGACCGCCAGGACUGACCGCCGGGCCCCCCUGCGUGCCAACCGCUGCGCCAACAUGUCUGUGGAGUGGCUGACGGACUGGAGCUGGUCCCUGGACGGCCUCCGGGAUUUCAUCGCCACGGGCAUCCAAUCCUUCCGGGACUGCGACGCCACCGCCCUGGCCACCGUCGCCUGCCUGCUGGUCCUGUUCGUGUGGUACUGCUACCACGUGGGGCGGGAGCAGCCCCGUGCCUACGCCACCGUCAACGCCCUGAUGCAGAGCGCCGAGGCCAACGGCGUGCAGAACGGGUACGUCUACUGCCACUCGCCCGAGUGCGUGCGCUGCACGCACCACGACGGGCUCAACCAGAAACUCUACCACAACCUGCAGGAGUACGCCAAGCGCUACUCCUGGUCCGGCAUGGGCAGGAUCCACAAGGGCAUCCGCGAGCAGGGCCGCUACCUCAACAGCCGGCCGUCCAUCCAGAAGCCUGAAGUCUUCUUCCUGCCGGACUUGCCGACCAUGCCCUACUUCGCCCGGGACGCUCAAAAGCACGAUGUGGAGUUGCUGGAGCGCAACUUCCAGACCAUCCUGUGCGAGUUUGAGACCCUCUACAAAGCUUUCUCAAACUGCAGCCUCCCGCAAGGAUGGAAAAUGAACAGCACGCCCAGCGGGGAGUGGUUCACCUUCUACCUGGUGAACCAGGGCAUGUGCGUGCCCAGGAACUGCAGGAGAUGCCCACGGACGUACCGCUUGCUCGGCAGCCUUCGCACCUGCAUUGGCAACAAUGUCUUUGGGAACGCUUGCAUCUCCGUGCUGAGCCCGGGCACCGUCAUUGCGGAGCACUACGGACCCACCAACAUCCGCAUCCGCUGCCACCUCGGUCUGAAGACCCCCAGCAACUGCGAGCUCGUGGUGGGGGGCGAGCCGCAGUGCUGGGCGGAGGGGCGCUGCCUGCUCUUCGACGACUCCUUCCUGCACACCGCCUUUCACGAAGGUCCCCCAGAGGAGGGUCCCCGCGUGGUCUUCAUGGUGGAUCUGUGGCACCCCAACGUGGCAGCCGCCGAGCGCCAAGCCCUCGACUUCAUCUUUGCCCCGGGACGCUGAGGGCGCUGCCUCGCUGUGGGGGUGAGGGCAGCCGGGACCCGGCUUCGUGCUGACGGCGCCGCCGCAGCCCCAGCGCCGCAGGGGAGGCCGCUCACGGCACGCGGCACUGGGGGCUCCCCUCCGGGUUCUUGUAAAUGGAAACGUCGACGUGUAUCAACGCCCAUCUCCUCCCGCCCAUCGCUGGCUUCAGGGAUCCUUUUCCACCACGACGGUGCAUUUCCUUCCCUCCGUGGUUAGACGCAGCACCGCUCCUCUUCGUGUUAUGUCGCUACCGUGUUUUGCAGUGUUCAGAAGUAGAGUUACCAGGGUGUUUGUUUGAAUGUGAUAGUGUAAAAUUUCUCGUGGCCAUCAAAAGGACAACGCUCCCGCAGCCGACCAGCGAAGCAGCCGACCAGCGGCGUGCUGCGCUCAGCCUGCCCCCGUCCCGUUGGCAGGGCCGUGCGGACGGGCGGGCAGCAGCAGGCACCGAGCACCUCCCAGCA